Coffea arabica (coffee) is the source of this 420-nucleotide messenger RNA. Lineage: Eukaryota; Viridiplantae; Streptophyta; Magnoliopsida; Gentianales; Rubiaceae. The record is from RefSeq and is a predicted model, not a curated record.
AUGGCUGUUCACAUAUGUACCAACUUUCUACACUCAACUCACACAGUCCCAUCUUCUCUUCGACCUUAUCCUGCAAACCCAUCUUCUACAACCGUCGUCAGAACCCGUGUAUCCUGCCUAUCAUCAUCUUCAUCAUCACCAAGAAUGGAUCCUCAGACCAAAUUCAUGGAAUUCCCACAUGUAUCCGCCCCAAUCAGGGACCUAAUGCUGGGACUUGUAUCUUCGGUAGAAACCCAUCUGGGCUCUUCUCUUCUCCCUUGUUCUCUUCCACCUGAUGUGCAGUACUAUCAGAACCCCAAUGGCAAUGCUGAAGGCACCGUCUUUGUCAGAUCCGCCAUUCCCUCUUCCCCUACAAUGGUCAUGAAAGCAUCAAGAUUUAGAGUUUAUGUUGUCAAGAUUUAUGAGCUGGUUAUGAGUUAA